This is a messenger RNA of Eremothecium sinecaudum, 981 nucleotides long. RefSeq names its product Mho1p (gene MHO1). Bases 1 to 981 code for a protein of 326 amino acids. The record is from RefSeq and is a predicted model, not a curated record. NCBI's taxonomy places the organism in Eukaryota, Fungi, Ascomycota, Saccharomycetes, Saccharomycetales, Saccharomycetaceae. The transcript has a single exon.
AUGUCAAUUAGACCUGCAACUCAUUCAGGUUCUUGGUAUCUCUCUAAACCAGAGAAUCUAUCUCGCCAGUUGAAGUCGUUUUUCGACAAGGCAAAGGGCUCUACUGUUAAGGGCGCAAAGGUAAUUAUUUCUCCUCAUGCUGGGUAUACAUACUGCGGCAGUACUAUGGCAAAAUGCUACUCUAGACUAGACUUUGACGAAGAUAUUGAAAGAGUUUUCAUUCUUGGGCCUAGUCACCACUUUUAUUUCCAAAAUAAAGCCCUCAUUAGCCAGUAUAAGGCAUUGGAAACCCCCUUGGGCGAGCUUAAGGUAGAUGUAGAUGUCGUUACAAAGUUACUGGAGUCUUCGAACUUGUUUGGCAAAUUGGAUCCGGAGUCUGAUGAAGACGAACACUCCUUAGAAAUGCAAUUUCCAAUGCUGUACCAUACGAUAAAGGUCGCCGGGGUUGACCCUACUGCCAUUAAAGUCGUUCCUAUCCUCAUUUCCCAUAACUCAUCUGAAAUCGAUUACGCAAUUGGCAAGCAAUUAUCCACCUAUCUGAAAGAGGGGAACAGUAUUGUUAUAGUUAGCUCUGACUUUUGUCACUGGGGUCGGAGAUUUGGCUAUACAGGCUAUGUUGCAAGUUCCGAAGACAUUGCUGACGCAAUCGCGGACGGUACUGAAAUUGAAACCUUGACAGCUCGGAGUAAGAUUGAUCACUGUAUUGAAAUAUGGAAAAGUAUCGAGCUACUAGAUCGGUACGCCAUGGAUAUUCUUGCUGACAAAGCCCAAACAAAAGAUAAAUAUCCAGCCUGGAAGGAUUACUUAGAUGUCACUGGAAAUACCAUCUGCGGUGAAAAACCAAUUGGAGUUAUGCUUUGUGCUUUAAGCGCCCUAGAAAAAAGUCAUCAUUUUCGGUGGGUGGGAUACGCGCAGAGCAGUCAUGUAUGGUCACUGAAAGACAGUAGUGUUUCUUAUGCUGCUGGCUACUGCCAGAUAUGA